Messenger RNA from Rhodotorula graminis WP1, 1471 nucleotides. RefSeq lists its product as uncharacterized. Bases 1 to 1398 code for a protein of 465 amino acids. Gene Ontology annotation, cellular component: endoplasmic reticulum membrane. Lineage: Eukaryota; Fungi; Basidiomycota; Microbotryomycetes; Sporidiobolales; Sporidiobolaceae. The record is from RefSeq and is a predicted model, not a curated record. Gene Ontology annotation, biological process: regulation of store-operated calcium entry. The transcript is spliced from 2 exons.
AUGGAUCGAGUACGGCUCUCGAGUGGCCGGCUUUGGCUGAGCGUGCCGAGAGUCGCUCGUCGUCGUCGUCGUCGCUCCGGAGGUCCGCCUCUGAGACGCUCUCUCCCGCCCCGAGCACCAGCUCUGCACAGUGCUGCACAGGCUCAGCCAUCCACUGGCCCACACACGGCCACGCACCACGCUCCACUCGCGCAACUGCUGCCCCGCGACGGUGCCACGUCGUCCUCGCCCCUCGUCCUCAUCUCGCUCCGAGCGGCUCCCUCUCUUGCUCUCGCACCGUACCCCUGCUUCCCUCAAGCACAGCUGUCCUACGCCCCUGCGCCAUGGUCGGCACCCGCUCUCAGCGCGUCCCUCGUGCGUCCCCUCCUCGCCACCCUUCUUCGCCCUUCCCUCCCUCGACGCAACCCCUUUGACGAGCUGACUCUCCCGCAACCCUGCUCUGCAGUCUCGUCCCUCACGGCCCUCACCCUCCGCAAAGACCGCCUCACCGCCUCUCGCCGCACCGCCCCGGUCCCCCAACUCGCGUGCCGCGGUUCGCCCUGCGCCACGUACCAGCCCGCCGUCGUCCAGUGCGUCGCCGUCGGCUCGUCCGGCGCCGGUGGUGCGGGCGUCGAGUGGAAGUGCGACGCCGACCUGCCGCGCGGGGUGCGGUUUGGGAGCGUCGAGGUCGGGUGCGAGGGGUGGGACGGGCCGGGCGACGAGUGGGUCCUGAGAGGGUCGUGCGGGCUCGAGUACGAGCUCGUGAGGGCUGCGCCCGCGCUCGAGGACGACUAUGGCUACGCUGGCGGCCACGGCGCGCGCGGUGGGUACGCGCAGGGGCUCGUUCCGCCGUCGCUCAAGGGCUACUUCCCACGCUCGACCGGCGCGCUCUUCAACUCCGCCUUCAACCUCGUCUUUGCCGCGCUGACGGCCUACCUCGCCCUGUCCCUCGUCGCCAAACUCUUCCGCCGCUUCUUCCCCUCGCGCCGUCCGGGCGCAGGAGGGCGCACGCUCGGCGGCGGCGGCGGCGGUGGCGGCGGCGGUGGUGGCGGGCCCUCUCACGGCGGCCCUCCCCCGCCGUACACGCCGAAACCGCAACCUCUUGCGCCGCCCGGCGGCGACGGCGGCGCGGCGUGGCGCCCCGGGUUCUGGACGGGCGCGGCAGCAGGGUGGGCGGUCAAUGCCCUGCUCGGUGCGGCGCGGCCGAGGGAGAGGGAGAGGGUGCAGCCGCUCGACUAUGCGGCGGCGUUCGGCGAGGGGCGGGACGUGAGGAUGGCGCAGAGGAGGGGGUGGGGUGGCGGUGGCGGCGGCGCGUUUGGGGCGAGGAGGUUCGACGACGACGACAGGGGCGUGGGUGGGAGCGGGGGCGGCGGCGGGAUGAGGCGGAGCACUGGGUUCGGCGGGACGUCGGUGAGGUGAGGCGAGGCGGUUCGUGCGCCGGGGCGCGAGUCUCGCUCUCGCUUCUCUGCAACGCAGCAGCCCUCUCUCUACG